AUGGGCAUCACAGCAAAAUCCAGCCGUGCCAAGACCACCACCACCACCGCCACUUCUUCCUCUUCCGCCACCGACAACAACCGUGGCAUGGGCUUCCUUUUAGUCUUCUUCCCCGACGACAAGAACUCCUCUUCUCCCGGCGCCGGGAGUCCCGUUUCCGACGCCAAGCAGAUUGCUCACCGGUAUGAUAAUUACAGCCUGUCCUCCUCCCCUUCCCCAGCCGAUUCUCCGGGGAAUGCAAAACCGGCCAUGAAACGGACCAAUUCCAGCAACCCAAUCCUUACCAAAACUCAAUCCACCAUCUCCGUCUGCGCCUUCUUGGUCCUCUUCUCCUUCCUCCUCUUCGCCCUCUCCACUUUCGAGCCCCCAAUCCCUCCCCACCCCGUCGCCGCCGUGUCCGUCCACCGCCGGUUUCUCUCCGAGAGGCCGAUUAACCACCACCGCGGGGUCGCCGGGGGAGGGGGAUUCUACUACUGGCUCGACGCCGCCGCCGGCGGGAUUGUCGGGAGGAGAAAGAGGGAAGAAGCAGGGGACGAGUAUUCCUCUGCUUCUUCUUCCCCACACUCUUUUGCUCUCCAAGGGAUGGGCAGGCUUUACCGGCGGGGCACCAGAUCCAUGGCCGACCUCCUCGUCGGCCACGUGGCGGAGGACACCACCGAGGCCGAAUUCCGCCUCUUCCUCCGGCUGUUCCACCGCUCCGGCCUCGCAUCCAGGGCCGACGCCGUCUUCCUCUUCCCUUCCUCCUCUGCCUCCAGAUCCGGUUUCGAGGCGGUAAUUCGCGAGGAGAACGACUCGUUCUCCGCGCUCCUCCGCCAGCAUUCCGCCAAGAAUCACUCCGAAUCGAAGAAUAACGCGGCUUCCAUGGAGGUGGAGAAGGAGAAAUGGUCCUGGUCCAGAUUCGACGCGGGUCGGUUCGUGAAAAGGGCGAAUCACAGCAAGGGGGGAAUGGCGGCCGCGGCUGCGGGGCCGAUGGAGACGACUCUUCUGUGGGGUAAGAAAAUUCGACUCAAUGCUACUAUUAAUGGCAGUUCUAGUCCAACCACUACUUCUUCUUCUUCCCCCACGGCGAGUCGCGAUGGCGACUCGCCGCCGCGGACUCGGGUGAGUUACGGGUCGGUGGUCGGGUUCGAGGCGAGCGAGCUCGACCCGGAAAACUCGCUAUCCGGUUUCCUCCCCAACCCGCAAAUUUCACUCCGUCGGUGGGCGUGCUACCCGAUGCUCCUCGGGCGGGUCAAGCGGAACUUCAAGCACAUAAUGCUGGCCGACGUGAAGUCCACGCUGAUCCUCGGACCCGACCCGCUCGCCCGGGUCCGGAGCCGGGCGCCCGAGUCCCUCAUCUACUUCUCCACCAAUAAGGAAACCGGGAAGCGCGGCGGAGGGAAAAAGAGCGCCCGGUCCGGACAGGCGGCGAACCCGGCGGUUCUGAUGGGCGGAGGGAGAGGGAUCCGGCGAUUCUCGGCGGCGAUGCUGACGGAGAUCGUCCGGGCGGCCAUGCAGCACAACGGCAAGAGGAAAACCGGAGUGACGGAGUCCGGGAUCCUGACCCACCUGCUGAUGGGGAGCAGCGGCGAGCAUAUUCUGAAGAACAUCAAGCUUAUGCCGUCGCCGGACACCAUCCCCGGCGCCGGCGAGGCCGAGGAAGAGUGGGGCCGGCGUUACCCAGUAAUCCAACGCGGCGGUAAUUACUACAGCGGGGGAAUUAGCAGCAAUAAUAAUGAUCAUGAUGAUGAUCUAAAUUCCGUAAUCAUGAAGAGAAUCUGCUCAUGUGACGACCAGGAUCUUCUCUCUCCGCCUGUGUAUAAGGAUUGCCAUAGCAGUAGUAGAGAAUUAUUAUGA
This is a messenger RNA of Linum tenue, 1836 nucleotides long. Lineage: Eukaryota; Viridiplantae; Streptophyta; Magnoliopsida; Malpighiales; Linaceae. The record is from the annotation of a GenBank genome assembly.